CGUCUUAUAUUACAUAAUUAUUAUUGGAAAUACCAGCUCGUCGCGUCAUCGUCUCGGGUGAUUAGUGAUGACAUCGCGUGACUUCUCGUAAGGGAAACACUUUCAAACACUCCUCCCUCGAAUUUGAUGACAAGGGUGACGCGCAUAAACGAGGGCGAAGUGACAAGAUGAGACAACUGAAUGGACGCUUUUGACUACACUUACGUAUGCAUUCAUGAAGCCGAGCGGGGGUCUGGGAUUUCUGAUAUAGAUGUGCUAUUUUAUUAUUAUUUUAAGGCAACAUGUUUGAACCUCCCGAGACGCUACUGAAAUAUGAGAACCCAGUUUUAAUCAGUAAAACCACAGAUAAAAAGUGUUCAAAGGGGGGGCGUCCUUUUAAAGUCAGCAACCAACCGCAUGCCGAGUCCCCGGUGCCUCCACCUCCGAAAGCCAAAUCCUCUGCAGCCGAAGCCCCGAGGCAGCAAAAUGAUGACAUACUCAACCUCAUCUUUCCACCCAGGGAAUGGAUGGAGGGAAACCAGCUGUGGGUGCAGCAAGUGUCCAGUGCACCGUGCACACGAGCGGACGUGGUGAACCUCGAGGAGCACCUGGACAGGAAGCUGCAGCAAAGACGGGCCAUCGAGACGGGAAUAUGCCCUGUCAGAAGAGAGCUUUAUACCCAGUGCUUUGAUGAGCUGAUCAGGCAGGUAACCAUCAACUGCGCAGAGCGUGGUCACUUGUUGUUGCGGGUCCGAGAUGAGAUCCAGAUGACCAUCGCCGCUUACCAGACCUUUUACGAGAGUAGCGUGGUUUUUGGCAUGAGGAAAGCUCUGCAGGCUGAGCAGGACAAGGUGGACAUGCAGAAAAAAAUAGCCAUGCUGGAGCAGCAGAAAGAGGAGCUGCAGAAAGAGUUGCGUGAUGAAAAGGCCAAAUGUGACGCCAUUGAAAAGACCGAAGAGGAAAAACACGAGGUUCAGGAAAAGAAAUACACGGAGCAGAUUCAGUUCCUUAAGAGAACCAACCAGCAGCUUAAGGCUCAGCUGGAGGGUGUUGUGACACCCAAAUAACUUCACAGUGGACAUUUUACUACAUAGAAUGUCACUGAACAAUGUCUUUUUUUAUGAAUGAAAUGUAAUAAUUGAAUAUUAAAUGUCUUUUUUUUAAAGAAUGGAUAAGAGUGUGUAAUU
This is a messenger RNA of Hippocampus zosterae (dwarf seahorse), 1166 nucleotides long. Its product is annotated as axonemal dynein light intermediate polypeptide 1-like. Bases 282 to 1046 code for a protein of 254 amino acids. The record is from RefSeq and is a predicted model, not a curated record. Gene Ontology annotation, molecular function: dynein heavy chain binding. The transcript is spliced from 6 exons. Lineage: Eukaryota; Metazoa; Chordata; Actinopteri; Syngnathiformes; Syngnathidae. Gene Ontology annotation, cellular component: axoneme; filopodium.